CGGAAUUCCUAAGCUAUUAUAAUCUUGGGGAUAAUUGGAGGGACAACAUGCAACUUCAAAAUCUUGUCUGGAGAAAAUGAAUCUCCAGUUAGGUGCAUAGGGCGCCAUAACCUUGUUAGACGUCGAAAGAGAAGUAAGUUUAGGUGUAAGUUCUUAUUUCGAGAUUGUUCGGCAAACAUGAUGUUGGGGGACAUGAGUCAGCUAAGCCAGGAGACAAGAUGGCGCUUAAACAAUCAAGCGUGCAACUCUAAGUUCGUAGUAAAGCUUGCAAGGCAAAGACUUCUAGUUAGGCAUCCAGUACGCUACUGGAUACCUAACUGGGGGGACAAUUGU
Molecule: messenger RNA, 333 nt
Organism: Linum tenue
Lineage: Eukaryota; Viridiplantae; Streptophyta; Magnoliopsida; Malpighiales; Linaceae
Source: the annotation of a GenBank genome assembly